CACACUCAUUUUAGCCAGUGCCCAGGCUAUCAGAGGAGAAAAGACAGGUGGGUAGCAUGGCUCCAGGCGAAAAGGAAAGGGAGGAGGGCCCAGCCAAGAGUGCCCUCCGGAAGAUACGCACAGCCACCCUUGUCAUCAACUUGGCCCGAGGUUGGCAGCAGUGGGCAAAUGAGAACAGCACCAGGCAGGCCCAGGAGCCUUCAGGCUGGCUGCCGGGAGGGACCCAGGACCCACCCCAAGCUCCUAAACCAAUCACAUGCCCUACUCCACACCAGAAAGCUCAGAGUGCCCCAAAGUCGCCACCCCAAACACCGGAAGGACAUGGAGAUGGACAAAGCUCAGAGAAAGCCCCUGAGGUUUCUCACAUCAAAAAGAAAGAGGUGACCAAAACGGUGGUCAGCAAGGCUUAUGAGAGAGGAGGGGACGUGAGCCACCUCAGCCACAGGUACGAGCGGGAUGCUGGUGUGCCUGAACCAGAGAAUGACAUUGACAGAAUCCUCCACAGCCACAGCUCCCCAACACGGAGAAGAAAGUGUGCCAACCUGGUGUCUGAGCUGACCAAGGGCUGGAGAGUGGUGGAACAGGAGGAGCCCACAGGGAGGAGUGACAGCAUAGACACAGAGGACAGCGGCUACGGAGGAGAGGGCGAGGAGAGGUCGGAGCAGGAUGGAGGACAGGUGGCUGUGGCCAGGAUCAAGCGCCCCUUGCCUUCCCAGGUAAACAGAUUUACAGAGAAACUCAACUGCAAAGCCCAACAGAAAUAUAGCCAAGUGGGCAACUUGAAAGGGAGAUGGCAGCAAUGGGCUGAUGAACACAUACAAUCCCAGAAGCUCAAUCCUUUCAGUGAAGAGUUUGAUUAUGAGCUGGCCAUGUCCACCCGCCUACACAAAGGUGACGAGGGCUAUGGCCGCCCCAAGGAAGGAACCAAAACCGCUGAAAGGGCCAAGCGCGCUGAGGAGCACAUCUACAGGGAAAUCAUGGACAUGUGCUUCAUUAUCCGCACGAUGGCUCGCCACAGACGAGACGGCAAGAUCCAGGUCACAUUUGGAGAUCUCUUUGACAGAUAUGUUCGUAUUUCAGAUAAAGUAGUGGGCAUUCUCAUGCGUGCCAGGAAGCACGGACUAGUAGACUUUGAAGGAGAGAUGCUAUGGCAAGGCCGAGAUGACCAUGUUGUGAUUACACUACUCAAGUGAACCUUCAGAAACAAAAGCCAAAUUUGGCCCACUGUUGUCUUAAUGCUAAAUGCUCAUGUGUGUAAAAAGAAAAUGCAAACUCUCUGUAAUAAGUUAGUAAAUAUUAAACAAUUUUUACAUAAGUGACUUUCUUGCAUUCUAUUUCUAGAAUGAGGAAGUUUGGGGAUUCUGAGAAAGCAUACACAAAGCAUUUCAGAAAGCACAUGUUAUUAACAUAAUAAUAGUAUUAAUGGUUGAAAUUCCACAGGUUUUUUUUUUUUUUUUUUUUUUUUUUUUUUUUGAGACAGGUUCUCUGUAUGUCACUAAAGCUGGUCUUUUAACUCCUGGCCUCAAGCGAUCCUCUCACCUCAGACUCUCAAGUAGCUGAGAUUACAGGCAUGAGCCACAGUCCCCAGCUACUUAUAUUUUUAGGCAAAAUAUUUAGCUAUUCAUUGCAGAAACUAUGACAGAUUUUUAAUUAAAUGUUAAAUCUAAGAAUAAUGCUGAUUUUAGAUACAUUAUCAGCAGAACAUAUAAUAAUGUGUCUUUAUUUGGAAAAAAGAAAAUUCCAUUAAGUUUGUUAAAACUAAACAAAAGUUUUUCAGAAGCUCGACUUUGUAUUAUUGUGUAUAUCAUAGCAUCACUUACAAAACAGGCACAUAUAUAAAAAGUUAAGUUGUGAAUAUAUUGCUGAAAUUGUUGAAGUUCCUCUGUGGGCUUGUAUUCUAACAGGUUUCCAGUAAGAGUUCACCUUCUUUCUGUGUGAUUUGAGCAAAUCACAUAAAAACAGUCAGUAGUUGUCUUAGCACCAAGAAAGAAGGCAACCUUCACUAAAAGUAGAGCAGAGGUGAGAGAUUCAGUUUUACUUGCCUUUGUAGGAUUUCUUGGAGAAGUUUACUGUUUCAUUACAAAUCAUUUGUAUGUCAGCAUAUAAAUGAGUCAUGCUCUUGCAUUUAUAUCAAUGCACAAUGGAGAAAUACAGAAAAUCUAUGAAGUGGAAUGUUCAGUAUUAGACAAAGCCCAUAGAGUCACUGGUGAAAUUAAAAACUGAUUUGAGACAAUUUAAUUUUCCUCAUACUGUAACAAAGAAAACUUUAUGGAAUGUCCAAAAGUCAUAAAACAGCUAUAUUAGUUCUGCCAAAGUAAAAAAUAAAUAGUUACUAUGAUGGCAAGGAGAAAAAUCAUCUGACAUAAAUGUGUUGUCUAUUUUUUUCCUUAAUAGAUGUAAUGUGUCUAUAUGAUCUUAAAAACAAAUGGAAUGGAAUGUGAGACUGCAAUUCUUACUGAAUUCAAUGAAAGUUACUAAAUGCAUUGACAGUAUAGCACUUUGGUGUUAAAUGUAAAAGUUAAAGUCAAAAUAUGAUACCUCAAAAUAAUAGGUAUUAUUGUGCUGUAAGAAUUAUGUUUGUUUUCAUGCAUAAUUCUCCUUCAAACUGAAGGUUCUGAUAUUAAGAAAGUAUGUGUAUUUUUUCCCAUACCAUAUUUAUAAAGCUACAAAUUAAUGAUCAAUAUUUCUAAGUAGGAUUUCAUAUAAGAUGCACAUUUCUAUUACAAGUGAAACCUAUGCCAAAAUUUAAAGACAAAUAGCAUA
Saimiri boliviensis boliviensis (Bolivian squirrel monkey) is the source of this 2763-nucleotide messenger RNA. RefSeq names its product actin binding Rho activating protein (gene ABRA). Gene Ontology annotation, biological process: positive regulation of transcription by RNA polymerase II; positive regulation of Rho protein signal transduction. Gene Ontology annotation, cellular component: sarcomere. Lineage: Eukaryota; Metazoa; Chordata; Mammalia; Primates; Cebidae. The record is from RefSeq and is a predicted model, not a curated record. Gene Ontology annotation, molecular function: actin binding.